This is a messenger RNA of Durio zibethinus, 2568 nucleotides long. Its product is annotated as serine/threonine protein phosphatase 2A 55 kDa regulatory subunit B beta isoform-like. Gene Ontology annotation, molecular function: protein phosphatase regulator activity; protein binding. The record is from RefSeq and is a predicted model, not a curated record. Gene Ontology annotation, cellular component: protein phosphatase type 2A complex. Lineage: Eukaryota; Viridiplantae; Streptophyta; Magnoliopsida; Malvales; Malvaceae.
AAAGCUACGUCGCAUUUCCUGCUCCGUCAUUAUCUUCCAAUCUCCAUUAUUUUUUUCACCCUUCUCUUCUCAAAUUAAAAGGAAAAAAAAAAGGAGAAAUUCUGGAAGUUUCAAUCGAGAGAGAGAGAGAGAGAGAGAGAGAGAGAGAGAGAGAGAGAGUGAAAUCUCGUCGAUGUUCAUUUUGUCUAAAGAGAAAUUAAUUUAUUUUUCGUUAAAAAUAUAUCCAAUCGAUGUUCAUUGCAUGUAAAAAGAAAAAAAAAAAAAAACAAAGAAAAGGACGCCGAUGAUUUUUCAUUGUGGAGCUGUUUCUUAUCUACAUGAUCGAUCGAGAGGUUGCAUUUGUGAAAUGGAGAUUGCUUCGAAUCGGUGAAAUGUUUCGAUUUUGUUGUGAAUCUGAGUGCCAGAUCGGCUCGUUGAUGCAUUGAGUUUGCUUUUAUUUUAUUUCUUGAGUUGGAAUCGCUUUGAUUUCUUUGUUUUUUGGGGAAAAAAAUGAAAAACGGUGGUGCCGAAGCUGCCGUGGCUUGGGUGGGAGGAACACAGCCGCUGGAGUGGAAAUUCUCGCAGGUGUUCGGAGAACGGACGGCCGGAGAGGAAGUACAGGAAGUUGAUAUCAUAUCCGCUAUUGAAUUUGAUAGAACUGGCGAUCACCUCGCUACCGGAGAUCGUGGGGGUCGGGUGGUUUUAUUUGAAAGGACUGACACUCAUCAUGUUGGACAUCGGAGAGAUCUAGAGAAGAUGGAUCAUCCAAUCAAUAGGCACCCUGAGUUUCGCUAUAAAACCGAGUUUCAGAGCCAUGAACCUGAGUUUGACUAUCUAAAGAGCUUGGAAAUUGAGGAGAAAAUUAACAAAAUUAGAUGGUGCCAAUCAGCUAAUGGUUCUCUGUUUCUUUUGUCUACAAAUGACAAAACAAUCAAGUUUUGGAAGGUACAAGAGAAGAAGGUAAAAAACGUAUGUGACACGAAUGUGAACUCCACUAAAGCCAUGGGAAAUGGUCCUAUUGUUGGUUCAAGUAUAUCAACAACUUCCAAACAAUACAUUGCAAAUGGAGGAUGCACAAACAAUGACUUUUCAUUCCCAACUGGGGGUUUCCCAUCUUUGCAUUUGCCUGUGGUAGUAACCAGUCAUGAGUCGAACCUUAUGGCCAGAUGUCGAAGAAUAUAUGCUCAUGCUCAUGACUAUCAUAUUAAUUCCAUAUCCAAUAACAGUGAUGGCGAAACUUUUAUUUCCGCUGACGACCUGCGAAUUAAUCUCUGGAACUUGGAAAUUAGCAACCAAAGUUUUAACAUUGUCGAUGUGAAACCUGCAAACAUGGAGGAUUUGACUGAGGUGAUAACUUCAGCAGAAUUUCAUCCUACACACUGUAAUACGUUAGCAUAUAGUAGUUCAAAAGGUUCAAUUCGUCUUAUAGAUAUGCGACAGUCUGCCUUAUGUGAUACUCACAGCAAAUUGUUUGAGGAACAAGAAGCUCCCAGCUCCAGGUCCUUUUUCACAGAGAUCAUAGCAUCAAUCUCAGACAUUAAGUUUGCCAAGGAUGGGCGACAUAUGCUAAGUCGUGACUACAUGACACUUAAGUUGUGGGACAUAAAUAUGGAUUCUGGUCCUGUUGCAACUUUCCAAGUUCAUGAAUAUCUUAGACCUAAGCUUUGCGACCUAUAUGAAAAUGAUUCCAUCUUUGACAAAUUUGAGUGUUGUUUAAGUGGAGAUGGACUUCGAGUGGCCACUGGUUCCUACAGCAAUCUGUUUCGGGUUUUUGGGUGUUCUGAAGGUAGUACAGAAGCAACAACACUGGAAUCCAGCAAAAAUCCCAUGAGGAGACAAGGUCAGAUGCCAUCAAGGCCUUCAAGAUCUCUUGGAAGUCUCUCUGGUGUUGUCAGAGGAGUGAAAGGAGCAGAUAACUCGGGAGUUGAUACAAACGGAAAUACAUUUGAUUUCACAACAAAGCUACUUCACCUAGCAUGGCAUCCAACCGAAAAUUCUCUUGCUUGUGCUGCGUCAAACAGUCUUUACAUGUAUUAUGCAUGAAGAUGAUCCAACAAAGCUCGUGAUUAUUUUUCCUGGGCAGAGCUUUUGCUGCUUGCUUUGCCUUCUUCCCUAAUUAAAAAUGCGGAAGCUGCAGCCAUUUUUCAGACCCUUGGUGAUUCAUUGAAAAUUUCUAUCAUGCGUUCCAACACCAGAGUUCAAUGUUACUAUUGUUGAUUCAUCGACAAAGGACAUUGACGGUUCCAGGCGGAUCAUUUCAUACCCACUGAUCUCAUAUUCUUUGUAGGGAUAGACACAGUGCUAUGCCUAUUCUGUUUUGUUUAGGUCGAAGAAAAUAUGGUGAUUGGCACUCCCAACCACUGAAAACAAAUCGUCUUAUUAGGCUGCAAUGUUGCUAGUUUUGGGACUAAUGGGAUCUUAACUGAUUCUCUAAGUAAAAAAAGGACCUAUGCUGGUGGAUCAAUUCUCAUUGACAUAGCUUGAGCCCCUAUGUUCAAAUCUUGUACCAUUUCAACUUUAACUUGAAAUUCCCUUAUGAUAAUUGUUACUUAAUUUCUAACUUUUCUUUCUCUUUCUCCACAGAAUCGU